GUGCUAAGCAGGUAUGUUUGGUUUCUUGUUUUUUUUUUUUUUAGUUGAAGGUACCUGCGGCAGCGCGGGUGGACCGGGGAAGAUGUGACGGGCUGGUUUGUCGGAGGGAAAAGAUGGAGGCCUGCUUUUUGCGCUGGCUGCUUUUAGUCGCGCUGACAGCCUGGACGUCAGGAGACGACGGACAAGUGACUUUUGAAUCCGAGCUGUCGUCCAAACCCGCUCAGAAGUUGUCAAAGUAUGGCUGGUACGCCAACGUCAGGCUGCAGAGGUUCCACAUCCCGGAGCAGACCGCCGUCGCUCGCUGGCUCUUCUCAGUCAAGAAGGGCCACAACUUCAACUGUGGGCAGCACAACGUCAGCAUCCACCUCCGAUGGGGCGCCCCUCCCGUCAUAAACCCAACAGAGACUGUGUUUCCAAACGCGACUCUGUGGGGUCCUUCCUUGUCCCUGACUCUCCCGGUAACCUCCCAGAGCUCCACAACCUUUAACCUCUCUGAUCCGGCUCCAGGAGAUUGGUUCGUCGCUGCGCAUUUACCGGAGGACGACGGGCGCAUAGAGCAGAAGGGUUUUCCGUCCUGCUCCUAUUACUUCCAGCCUCAGCUGUCAGUCAGGAGAGCGGCGGACACGCCCGUUCUGCACCAGGGAACCAUCCUGACUCAGACCGCAGCCCCCGACAAACCCGCACGCCUCAAGUUGUUUGUGCCGGAGUUCACCUCGUCUGUCUCGGUUUCCGUGGCCGGGUGCUCGUCCGACGAGGCGUCGGAGAGCCCGGGCUGCUCGCUGCUGCUCAAGCUGGGCUCGGCGACCCUGCAGCACGGUCAGACGGAGCUGAACUGCUCCGGGUUCAGCUGCUCCGCUUCCCUCUCUAACCCUCCGUGGGACUCGUGGCUGCGGAUCGUUGUGGAGAGCAGCCAAGUCAACCGAACUGUAACCUUCAGCAUUGGAUCCAACUACACAGUGGGAUGUAAGCCAAAGAGCGUGGGCCUCACAGCGGACGAUGACAUCACAAAGCUACUCGGCAAGAGCAGCGUCUCCAACUCCACGGCGACAGGGAACGGCUCGGCUCCUCCUCCUCCGCCGCCGGCGUCCGCGUGCGUGUGGAGCGUCCCCGUGCUCUACGAGGAGCUCGACGUCCUGUCGCUGCGGUACACCCCCGUCAACGGCUCCAACGUCAGCGUCGCAGAAACGCACCCGACGCUGCUCACCUACCCGCUGCCCCCGCAGGCCACCGGGGGAACGCUCAACCUGCAGCUCACGCUCAAUUCUACUAAUGCAACUUUGGGAAAUAACAGCAUCAUGGCCUGUUUCUCUGCCUGGGCUCCAGUCCUCCAACUCAACCAUUCUGAACCCUGCAGAACAGCUUUGUUUGGGGGAUACGCCGUCGGGAUCAAUGUCAGCGUCCCUAAAGCUGUGGUCAGGCUGCCUUUUCCUCAGUCCUCAACAUGGUACCUCACCCUGCAGCUGCUGUGCAACAGCAGCGACUGCGUUAACUCCUCGGUGGUGUCUGUGGUCCCGGAGGUGUCCGUCAGCGCCUGUGUGGAUGACUGCGGGCCGUAUGGUGAAUGUAGGCUGCUGAGGUCCUACACAUACCUGUACUCUGCCUGUGUCUGCUCCGCAGGCUGGAGAGGUUGGGGCUGCACCGACGGCUCCGCCGCUCAGUCGUACGCCCGCCAGCUGACGGCGACCAUGUUGCUGACGCUCAGCAACCUGUUCUUCCUGCCCGCCAUCGCGGUCGCCAUCAGACGCUCCUACAUCACCGAGGCCUUCGUCUACCUUUUCACCAUGUUCUUCUCUACGUUCUACCACGCCUGCGACCAGCCAGGCGCGGCGGUCCUGUGCAUCAUGGACUACGACGCCCUGCAGUACUGCGACUUCCUCGGCUCCAUCUGCUCCAUCUGGGUCACCAUCCUCUGCAUGGCUCGCCUGGGAGACACAGCCAAAUACACGCUGUUUCUGCUUGGGGCCUUGCUCAUAGCCAUGUCGAUGCAGCUGGACCGUAAGGGCCUGUGGAACCUGCUGGGCCCCAUCCUCUGUGCCAUACUUCUCAUGGUCACUUCCUGGGUGUACAGGGGCGUCCGCCGGCGACACUGCUACCCGCCCUCCUGGCGCCGCUGGGUCUUCUACCUCCUGCCCGGAGCGCUGUGCGCCCUCAUCGGAGUGUGCCUGUACGUCUUCGCCGAGACGGAGAGCAACUACUACUACACGCACUCGCUGUGGCACAUCCUGGUGGCCAGCUGCGUGGUGUUCCUGCUGCCGCCGGAGGAGAAGGACAGGAAGGCGCUGGGCUGGAGCCGGGGCUUCAGCUGGAGCUGGAGGUGGAGCUGGAGGCCGCGGAUGAGACCGCCGGUACCCUGAGGUAGCAGACCAGUACAGCUGUGAGCUAUAAAGCAGGAUUAAUGCCUAAACGAGGUUGUUGAAUUUGAAGUAAGAGUUUCACAUUUGAAGAGGUGGAUAUUAGCUGGUCACUGUAGCAACAUGAGAUAAGAUAAGUAACCAGCAUCAGACAAAUUUUAUAUGAGAGUUUCUGAUCAAAGUACUUUUGUUCUCCAUCAUCUUGACCGACAACGUUAAAAACAAUCAGUCAUGUACUAUUUUUACCCGUCAAACUAUAAUCAUAUUACCAUCAGCUAUUUGGCCACAUUUUUAUGCAGUUUAGUUGAACCGUGAACGCAUCUUAACUUUUUUCUCCUUUGUGACAAAAAUCCCUGUUGCCCCGAUAACGUCCAAUAAAUUAAAGAACUCCGCUUAAAUUACGGUCACUUCGCCCGCUGGGGUCUGAACGCGCUGAGUCUCACAGAUUCCUCCUGGUUCGAAAUCUGCGCAGGUUCAUCGGUCAGUUGGAUCUUGUGUGAUCCAAACCGAUCAACUGAACUCUGCACGUUUUUUUUUUUUUUUUACCCUGUUCUGUCCGGGCGUGUGCUUUUACGAUGACCUUUUAUGGGUCGUCUCUCUUCCCCGAAACGGACAAAUGUUGCGUCCGCCGCUCUCCUCUCGGGCGCGGGAGGGUAACGCGCACCCAGAAAGCUCCUCUCGUUGGACGAGUUGAGGAGGAGUUCAGUUCAACUCUUUGCAGCCGCGGAGUUCGCAGUGGUUGCGCUCGCCGCGCAAGACAAACUGCCUAGCUCCUCAAAAUCCCGAAGAUACUCGGUUAUUUUGAUCUGUGCCGCAGAAAACAAUUUUCUUUUCAAAAUUUGUACGGCCUCCUCUUAGUUCAUUUUAAACAGCUCACUAAUAGGAACACCGGUAGUUUAUUCUUAGUGCAAUCACUGAUUGGAUCGAUCAAUUUAAGGCUCAGCAAGUCACCCAACUGGACCAAUCGAAUUAAAAAUCAUCUGGUGCAUCUCUGUUUGUAGAGAUUAUUGUUUUUCGGGUUUUGUUUUUUUUUUGUAUUUAUGGAAUUUAUUAGAUGUGCUGGUCUAAAAUAUUUAUCAAUGAUAUUGCUUAAUCUUAAAUCUCCACAAAGAUGUUGUAUUUAUGAAUGAUGUGUUUUUGUUUUCCCCCCUAUAGGUCUGGGUUCAAUUGGAAGAGUUUAAAACACCAGAUGAAAUUUGAACAAUUAUUUACUGCCAGGCAGGUACUAUAACACUAUCGAAUUUGUCCUGUAUUCUACGGCAUUCCUCGAAAAAUGACGACUCUGAUUACACCUCACCUAGCGGCAGGAAGCUGCUGCUGCUCAUCACAAUCACUUAUUGUCUUCACACAGCGUCAGAAUUCUGACAGUCACGUCUCGGCGUCAUGGCUGCAGAUCAGAACAACCUGGACGAGGAAAACGAUGAGGAAAACGUACAAAGAAAUCAGAUUUACCGAGUCCGUUAUUCGGGUAAGAUGGAGACUUUCUGAACCUUCCGGAAAAGGCAAUGACAAAAAAUGCAGCAUCUUUUUUUUUUUUUUUUUUUGCUGUUUUAGACCCAAGAUAACACAGGGCUUUUAUCUGAACUCAUGCAUCUUCAGUAAAAUGACUCAUGAAUUUGGAGUAAGAGUCUAGAGGCAGCCAUGACGCCUGGUUACGACCUUGUAUCUGCCGCAGAUUUCUUUUAAAGCUGCAAGCCAGACUUUUUAACAACUUUCAUUCGAUGACCUUUCACAUUUUGACUGUGGUAGGUCACGCAUACCGAACCUGUCGAGGUCAGUUGUUCUCUUUGUUAUGCCUUUUUACUGUAAACCGUUUCUUUGUAAAGAAGAAAAUGCCCGGCCUUGUUGAGGCACACAUCUCUGGUGACAUCACAAAAGACAUCCAAUCAGAGUUCUUUUCCUUUUCUUAAAAAAACCUAACUCGUUUUUAAACAAGUUGGAGUCCAACUCACCUGUGUAGCUAUGCAUCAAGCUAGAGAGCUGGCUAGCAUAGCUUGCUAGCUAACUAGAUUUAACUAGCUUUCACUAGCUAAACCAUUUUAGCUAGUAAAUACAGCUAGUUUUUACUGACUAAAUCUUUUUAGCUGGUAAAAAGAUUUGUUCUUUUAACUACCAAAGUCUUCCAGCUUGCUAAAUCAGACUAGCAAGCUAAAUUAUAUGAAGUUCUGUUUUUUUUGUUUAUUACCCAGCUUUGUUUUUAUUGUCGUGUGUAUUGAACAUGACCGGGUGGGAAUCUUCUGCUUUGAACGAUCUGUGGAAGUAAAAUGAAGAAAACGUUUUCUGUUCGUCUGCAGCCCAAAACAACUCUUUAAGUUAAUUAGAUGUUUGUUUUCCAGUUUCGGUGUGACAUAAAACACUCGUAUGUAUAAAUCAGCACUCAGUGAAUGUAUGCAAAUAUUACUGGCCAGUGCCUCUUCCUUUUGUCUUUUUUUAUUUAUUUUUUUAUUGCACUUUAUGUACUGUAUAGGAGCUCUGUCUGCAGAGGGGGCGGGUCUUAGUCUCUUGUUCCAGUAAAACUACUGACAUCCUGUUAUAUUUAAUCCAAAACUCAACAAUCGUCUCAUGUUUCUUUGAUCGAGUCUUCUCUUAAAUCUUCCAUUUCUCUCUGUUGUGACUUUGCACACAUUUUGCCCUGAUUGUUCAAGACCUUCCUUUUAUUUAACUUUGUCACUAAGACGCUGGAAUAUGAGGAGGGCAAAAACUAACUGACCACUGUGACUUACCGUCUUUGUUUUGUUUUUUUGUUUUUCUCAUCAAAGGAUAGAAAAUGUGAUUCUGUUUCUUGUCAAAAUGGAAUCGAGCCUUGGAGAAAUAAAUCUACUGUGCAAGAAGAAAAGAUUAA
Poeciliopsis prolifica (blackstripe livebearer) is the source of this 5193-nucleotide messenger RNA. It is a transcript of the gene pgap6, whose product is annotated as post-glycosylphosphatidylinositol attachment to proteins 6. Gene Ontology annotation, cellular component: plasma membrane. The coding region runs from base 114 to 2354 and encodes 746 amino acids. NCBI's taxonomy places the organism in Eukaryota, Metazoa, Chordata, Actinopteri, Cyprinodontiformes, Poeciliidae. The transcript is spliced from 14 exons. The record is from RefSeq and is a predicted model, not a curated record.